UUCGAAGCUUAGACCUAAAGAUUCCAACAAUGGCGAGAAUAUCAGAUCUUCCACGGGAUUUGAUAGAGGAGGUGCUCUCUAGGGUUCCGUUGACAUCUCUGAGAGCGAUUCGAUUUACUUGCAGAAAAUGGAACGAUUUAACCAACGAACGGAGCUUUACAGAGAAGCGAAUCAGUGAAGCAGCAAAGAAGAAGCAAGCGAAGGAGUUUCAGGUGAUCAUGAUAAUGAAAUCUAGGGUUUAUCUAAUGAGCAUCAAUCUCUAUGGACUUGAAACCAACGUUGAUCCAUAUUUAAACUUCAAAGGUGAACUUAUCAGCCUAAACGAUGCAAAUCAUCAAGUCGAUAUAUCAUCAGUCUUUCACUGCGAUGGUUUACUCUUAUGCAUCACCAAAGACAUAAGUUCUAAGGUGCUUGAUGUGAGUCCUGACUGGAGUAUAGAUUUUGGUCACCGUGGCUUGUCUCUUACAGGCAAUUUAGAAGAGAUGAACUAUUUCCUGAUCUGUUUUGAUUUUACAACAGAGAGAUUUGGACCUAGACUGCCUCUGCCGUUUCACGCUUUUGGUUAUGAUCAAGUGACUCUCUCUGGUGUUGGAGAAGAAGAGCAGCUUUUGGUGUUAUUUCAGCACUAUUAUACAAUGAGGUUGCAGAUUUGGGUUACGAGUAAGAUUGAGCCUAUAGAUGUGUCUUGGAAUAAGCUGUUCUUAGCGGUUGAUUUGACGCUGCUCACUGGUUUCGAGUUUCUAACUGAAGAUACGAGUUUCUUUAUUGAUCACAAGGAAAAUGUUGCGGUGGUUUUUGAUAAAGACUGUGAAAUUGCUACCACUAGCAACAUAGCUUACAUCAUUGGAAAGAAUGGAUGCUUCAAAGAAGUGGAUCUUGGCGAAUCUACAUGCCCAUUUUUGUGUUCUUAUGUUCCAAGCUCAGUGCAAAUCAAGCAGAUAUAAACUACUUAGUCUAUUGACAUAGCCUACUUGUUUUCUAAUUCGUCAUCCUAAAGAUCGACCAUUGUUAUCACUACUAGUUAUCUGGCUUACUCAACAUGGCCUUUGCUUCUUUUUACUUUGU
Messenger RNA from Eutrema salsugineum, 1065 nucleotides. Its product is annotated as F-box protein At2g17830. Lineage: Eukaryota; Viridiplantae; Streptophyta; Magnoliopsida; Brassicales; Brassicaceae. The record is from RefSeq and is a predicted model, not a curated record. Gene Ontology annotation, molecular function: protein binding.